GUAAAAAUGCGGGAUUUUCUACGAACUCGGCAACUUGCGACAAUCAACCAAACCUAUGUUCUGGUAGAAACGAUUAGUCUAAAAGAGCGUCUAGUGUUCUUCAAGCAAGAUGUGGAUUUAUUGCUCAAGAUAAAGCACUCAAAUCACGAAAAUAUCAAUCCAUUUAUUGGGCUUUCAUACGACAGUACGCAUUUGUAUGUUUUGUGGACUCACUGCUUUCGCGGAUCACUCGCCGAGCAAAUCUUUGGAAAAAAGGACGAGCGAGCCACAUUUGAGAACAAUUUUCGAGGAGCAUUUGUUAGGGAUAUUCUAAAGGUGACGUUUGCUUUUACUUUGCAUGGGUUUGGACUAUAUUCACAACUCUUCUAUAGGAUAUCACGGUGCAUUGACAACUGGACACUGCCUAAUCGACUCACACUGGAUUUUGAAGAUCUACACUACAUUGCUCCCGAAAUUCGAGCCGAACUUCGAUCGCACAGUUAUUCGAACAAAUCUGAUAAUCUCAACCUUACAAGUACCAUAGGAAAGGCUGGAGAUAUGUGGUCAUUUGGCACCAUUCUGUCUGAGAUACUUUUUCGACGGAAAUAUGUUGAUCUCGAGGACUACUAUGACUGUAAGCGACUCAGUUGCAAACAAUAA
Cylicostephanus goldi is the source of this 639-nucleotide messenger RNA. The record is from the annotation of a GenBank genome assembly. NCBI's taxonomy places the organism in Eukaryota, Metazoa, Nematoda, Chromadorea, Rhabditida, Strongylidae.